Molecule: messenger RNA, 414 nt
Organism: Vicia faba (fava bean)
Lineage: Eukaryota; Viridiplantae; Streptophyta; Magnoliopsida; Fabales; Fabaceae
Source: the annotation of a GenBank genome assembly
AUGACAGAAGCAAACAACCUGAGAGACGCCCGGAGAAGAAGAAGAAUCCUCCAACAAGGAUCCGACCGUCUUGCCUUCAUCCAGGGUCGGAUCCAAACCCUCCCUCCUCCCGGAUUCUCUUUGAUUAAGACUAUUAUAAGCUUUAGACCACUUUACUUGGUUCUCCUCACAAAUUCGUCUUUUGUUGUUGCGAAAAUUAUUUCUGGGAAACAAAGAGGCUCUGAUGAAAGGUUGAGGAGGAGACGGAACAACGCCAGUGCCAGCGCCAGCGCUGAUUCUUCUGAUCAAUAUGCACAGCUUGCAAAAACAUUGGAAAUUGGAAUGGUGCUGAAGACUGUGGCUGAUGCUGUCUUCAUGGAUUGUGCUGUCUAUGCUAUUGUGCUCAUAUGCAGCCUUUCCCUUGUGCAUCACUGA